AUGAGUGAAAGCUUGACCCUGGUCACCGAAGAGGAGCUAACGCAGCUGACGCAGAUUAAGCCAGUGCAAAGAAAAAAUGGCCUGCAACACCAUCUGGAACACUUUAUCCAGAAUCUUGAGAGGCUGAUCGAACUUCAAGAAAUGCUGAAGGAGUUCGUUGAUUUAGAACACAUUAAGCCAACAGAUGAUUGCCUGGUAGGCAAAUUGCCAGAAAACCGGGAAAAGAACAGAUACCGUGAUAUUCUGCCAUAUGAUGAAACGCGAGUCCCCAUUGGGGAGAUGAAGGGAUACAUCAACGCCAGCUAUAUCCAAAUGCUCGUGGGGAAAGAGGAGCUCUUCUACAUCUCCACCCAGGGUCCUCUGCCGUGCACCAUGAACGAAUUCUGGCAAAUGGUUUGGGAACACCACUCCGAUGUCAUUGCCAUGAUUACAAGGGAAAUGGAGCAUGGGACCUCCAAAUGCCAUCGGUACUGGCCUGAGCCGCCCCACACGUUUCUGGACUUGAUUAAGUUUCAGCUGCGACUGGAUAACUAUCAGAUCCUGGAUUGCUUUAUCAUUAGAGUAAUAGAAAUUACAAACAAAAGGACGCAGGAGAAACGCAUGGUGCAACAUCUCCAGUUUACCAGCUGGCCAGACCACGGCACUCCCCAGUCUCCAGAGCACCUCAUCAGGUUCAUCCGCUUCCUGAGAAAAGCGAACAAAAGGGGCCCCGUCGUCGCCCACUGCAGUGCUGGGAUCGGCAGGAGCGGAGUGCUGCUGUGCGUGGACGUUAUGUUGACCUACAUAGAGAACGAUAUGCCUUUCGACAUCAAGAAGAUAGUGCGAGAUUUGAGACAUCAGCGCUUUGGUAUGAUUCAAACCAAGGAUCAGUAUGUGUUUUGCUACGAACUCGCACUUGAAGUCCUGAAGAACAUUCAGACCGCGAACUCCCAGCUACCAUGCUAA
Euleptes europaea (tarantolino) is the source of this 945-nucleotide messenger RNA. RefSeq names its product protein tyrosine phosphatase non-receptor type 20 (gene PTPN20). Gene Ontology annotation, molecular function: protein tyrosine phosphatase activity. Gene Ontology annotation, biological process: protein dephosphorylation. NCBI's taxonomy places the organism in Eukaryota, Metazoa, Chordata, Lepidosauria, Squamata, Sphaerodactylidae. Bases 1 to 945 code for a protein of 314 amino acids. The record is from RefSeq and is a predicted model, not a curated record. The transcript has 7 exons.